AUGAAAAAUAAUAUUAUUAAUUAUUUUAAAUUAUCAAAUAUUAUUAAUAUCAAGAUUAAACAAAUUUUAGAAAAUAAAUUUAAAGAACGUUGGUUAAUUGAAAUUGGUAAACCUUGGGUAGAUUGUAAAGAGUAUGGAGAGUUAAUUUAUAAAUUCCUUUGUAUGAAUCCUCACUUUACCAAUUCAAAUUGUUUAACAAAUGACCAUAAUUUUUAUCAAAAAAGUAUUAUUUCAAAUGGAAACCUCAAUUCUUUCAAUGUACAAUUAUUAUCAUCACUUUUAAUUAAUUUCAAUUUUACCAAAAUUAAUGAUAAAGAAAAAUUAUCAUUUGAAAAUAAACAAAUUUCAAGUAUUAAUCAAAUUAAUGAUAAUUUUAUAUUAAUUAAAGAUUUUAAAAUUGAAGAAAGUGAAUUAAAAAAUAUAAAACAAAAUUUAAUUAAUAUUUUAAUUGAAAUGAAUGAUUAUUUAAAAGGUGAAUUAGAAGAUACAAUUCAAUCAAUUGAAACUAUGGAUAUAGUAAAUAUUCAAAAACCACAACAAUCAACUAAUAAAAUUCCAAAUUCCAAAUCAAAUUUAUCAAAUAAAACUAACACUAAUACAACAACAACAACAACAACAACAACAACAACCUCAAAAAUCACAACAAAAAAAGAAAAUAAAAUUGAAGAAUCAAUUAAAUUAAAAGAACUUGGUAAUAUUGAAUAUACAAAAAAAAAUUAUAAUUUAGCAAUUGAAUAUUAUACAAAGGGUAUUGAUCAAUUAAAUGGUUAUAAUAAAGAAUCACCAAUUGAAAAAAGUGGUAUGGAUUUAUGUGAAUUAAAAUCAUUACUUUAUUUAAAUAGAUCAAUUUCAAAAUUUGAAUAUUAUAAGUUAAGUUCAUUAAAAGGAUAUGAAAAAGUGCAUUUAUCAAGAGAGUUAAAUAAUUUUGAACCAAAUGAAUUUAGAUCACUCUUGGAAGAAAGUAAAAUUGACUCAUUUGAAUCAAUGAAACAAUCACCAUUGUUUUAUCGUAGUUAUUUUAGAUUAUCUCAAAUUUUAUCAUUUCAAGGAAAAUAUAAUGAAUCAAUUCAAUUUUUAGGAGCUGCUGAUCAAUUAAAUCCAUCAUGUAAAGAGGUAACUGAUUUUAAAAAAUUGGUAAAUGAAAAAUUGAAUUAUAGAAAUUCAACUUUAUUUGGUGAUAUUAGAAACUUUGAAAAUGAAGCUAAAUUAUUCAUUGAAAAACAUAAAUUCAAUUCAUUCUUUAAAGGCUAUUUACCAAUACUAAUCGAUCAAUUGGGUAUGGUUGAAGAAAUGAUUUCAACUAGUUUAAGUCAAAAUCGUAUUACAAUUAAUCAUUUAAAUAAUGUUGGUGAAGAGUAUAUGUUUGAAUAUGAAGAUUAUAGAAAUGCAUAUAAAUAUUUUUCAAAAUCAAUUAAAGAAAGUAAUAUAUCAAAUGGGUUUUUUCAUCUUUCAACAUUAUAUUUAAUUGGUGUUGGUGUAGAUAAAUUAAAGAAAGAUUCAAACAUUGGUUUAUCAUUAUUAUAUGAAGCAAGUCUUAAACCACUUCAUUUUGAUGAUGAUGAUCAAGAUGAUUAUGGUGAUAGCUCAUUCUUUACAGAUUCAAAUAUAUAUGUUUUAGAGUCUUUGAAUUCACUUGGUUAUUUAUUUCAAUUUGGUAUUGAUGGUAUAGAUAUAGAUUUAGAAAAGAGUGAAUACUAUUACGAAUUGGGUGUUAAAUAUAGUUUUAUCAAAUCAAUUAUUUCUUACUCUGAUAUGUUAUUAAAUUGUAAAGGUUAUGAAAAUAAAGAAAAAUCUGAAACAUUAUUAAAAAAAGGCAAAUAA
Molecule: messenger RNA, 1821 nt
Organism: Dictyostelium discoideum AX4
Lineage: Eukaryota; Evosea; Eumycetozoa; Dictyosteliales; Dictyosteliaceae
Exons: 2
Coding region: 1-1821 (606 amino acids)
Source: RefSeq, a predicted model, not a curated record